UUCCAGGCGACCCCGUGCGUUGCAGCCCCCGUGGCAGGGCGUGGAUCCCUCCCGGCCUACGUCGCCGCCCACCCGGGUGCUGGGGCCCAACGGCCUGACUUGCCCCUCCCAAGGCCUCCUCCUGCCCAGCGGGACCGCCGAGGGCGCUCUCCGCCGCCUGGGCUUCGCCUGCCGCCCCGAGUUGGCCGGCCAAGAUGGCCGCCGCCCGCGAGGACUCUGCCCACUCCCACGAGACACGUUGAGGAAGAGGAAGGUAUGGCCACCGGGCUUCCGACGGCCUGGUUCCGAACCAGUGACCUUUGAAGAUGUGACCCUGGGUUUUACCCCGGAUGAGUGGGGAAUGCUGGACCUCGAACAGAAGUCCCUGUACAGGGAGGUGUUGCUGGAGAACUACAGGAACCUUGUCUCAGUGGAACAUCAGCUUUCCAAGCCAGAUGUGGUAUCUCAGUUAGAGGAGGAGGAAGAGCUCUGGUCGGUGGAGAGAGGAAUUCCUCAAGACACCUUUUCAGAGUGUCCUGAGGCUCAGUUGGACCCUCAGUUCCAUCCUUUUCCUGCUGGGAAUCCCCUGAUGAAGAUCGAGGUUGUUGAAAUCCUCACACUGAACGAGGAGGUGGCUCUUCCCCGGAACGCCCAGAUCCGCGCCCUCUAUGCUGAAGAUGAGGGCCUGAGCCCAGACAUCCUCAGGGAGCCCACUCAACAUCUGGAUAAGCAUCUAACUGACCCUGAGACCGCUCGCCAGAGGUUCCGGAGGUUCCGCUUUGAGGAGGUGGCAGGGCCCCGAGAAGCCCUGGCCCGGCUGCGUGAGCUGUGCCGCCAGUGGCUACGGCCCGAGGUUCACUCCAGGGAGCAGAUGCUGGAGCUGCUGGUGCUGGAGCAGUUCCUGGGCUCGCUGCCCGGGAAGCUCCGGAUGUGGGUGGAGUCGCAGCACCCAGUGGACUGCCAGGAGGCAGUAGCCCUGGUGGAGGAUGUAACCUGGAUCUCUGAGGAGGAAGCACCGCCCACCCAGGGCCCCACCAGCUCUCUCCAGACCACAGCUCAGCAGGAGGAGGACGUGGCCACCAGGCUGGCCAAGGCACUGCCUGAGGAACCGGUGACCUUCCUGGACGUGGCUGUGGACUUCAGCAGGGAGGAGUGGGGGCUGCUGGACCCGACACAGAGGACCGAGUACCACGACGUGAUGCUGGAGACCUUUGGACACCUGGUCUCAGUGGGGUGGGAGACUACUCUGGAAAGCAAACAGUUAACUCCAAACCCCAACACGCCUGAGGAAGAGCCAGCCUGCCACCUGAAAGUGGAGGAAUUCUCGAGGGAUGACGCCCAGCCCUCUACCUCAGGAGACACCUUGCAGGCUGGGGCCCCGGAGGUCUUGGACACAGCGUUGAAACCAGUAGCGCUCACUCAGGAAAAAACCCUCCCUCAGAAGCCACCCGGUGAAAGCCCCAAACCCCCGGCAAGCACAGGUCCCGACGCAAGCCACAUCUCCCUCCAGAAGACCAUUCCUAGAAAACGCUUGCGCAAGCGUGACCCCAGGGUCAAAAAGAUGACACACAACCCCUGUGUAAAACUUCAUCAGAAGAGCUGCAGCAGGGGAAAGGCCCAGGAGAGCGGGAGCUGUGGGAGAACCUUACCCCGGAGCACUCAGCAGAUCACGUUUACACGAAUUCACAAAGGGAGCCAGGUGUGCCGAUGCAGCGAAUGCGGGAAAACCUUCCGGAACCCCAGGUACUUCUCGGUGCAUAAAAAGAUCCACACGGGAGAGAAGCCCUACGUGUGUCCGGACUGCGGGAAGGCAUUCGUGCAGAGCUCCUCCCUCACGCAGCAUCAGAGGGUUCACACUGGGGAGAGACCCUUUGAGUGUCACGAGUGUGGAAGGACUUUCAACGACCGCUCGGCCAUCUCCCAACACCUGCGGACUCACACCGGGGCCAAGCCCUACCCAUGUCAGGACUGCGGCAAAGCCUUCCUGGGACUGUCACGUCUUGUUGUACACAAGAGAACACACACGGGAGAAAAGCCAUAUGAAUGUAUUCAGUGUGGGAAGUCUUUCAGCCAGAGCUAUGACCUGGUUGUACACCAGAGAACUCACACUGGAGAAAAGCCCUAUGAAUGCAACCAGUGUGGGAAAUCCUUCACCCAGAGUUCCAAACUUAUUAGGCAUCAACGAACUCACACUGGAGAAAAACCAUAUAAAUGUCAUGAAUGUGGAAAAUCUUUCAGGUGGAACUCUAACCUUACUGUUCAUCAAAGAAUUCAUACUGGAGAGAAACCUUAUGGCUGUGCUCAUUGUGGAAAGUCCUUCAGUCAAAGCUCUGACUUUGUUGCACAUAAAAGGACUCACACUGGAGAGAAACCCUAUGAAUGUAACCAGUGUGGAAAAUCUUUCAUUCGAAGCACUCAGCUUAUUAGGCAUCUGCGAAUUCACACUGGAGAGAAGCCAUAUAAAUGCAAUCAGUGUGACAAAGCCUUCACUGGGAGCUCUCACCUUAUUGAACAUCAGAGAACUCAUACUGGAGAGAAACCGUUUGAAUGUAAUCAGUGUGGGAAAGGCUUCACUGGGAGCUCUCACCUUCUUUCACAUCAGAAAAUUCAUUCUGGAGAGAAACCGUAUGAGUGUAAUGACUGUGGGAAAGCUUUUCGGCAGCGAUCUCAGCUUGUUGUGCAUCAGCGAACACAUACUGGAGAGAAACCUUAUGAAUGCAGUCAUUGUGGAAAAGCUUUCAGCCAGAGGUCUCCCCUCAUUGUGCAUCAGAGAAUACACAUUGGAGAGAAGCCCUAUCAGUGUAACAUGUGUGCUAAAGCCUUCAGUCAGAGGUCACGCCUUAUUGAACAUCAGAGAACACAUACUGGAGAAAAGCCCUAUGAAUGCAUUGACUGUGGGAAAGCCUUCAAUGAUCGAUCAACCCUUACAAAACACGAGAGAACACACACUGGGGAAAAACCCUAUGAAUGUAAUCAUUGUGAAAAGGCCUUUAGCCAGCGGUGUCAACUUACUAGGCAUCAGAGAAUCCAUACUGGAGAGAAACCCUAUGAAUGUAAUGAGUGCGGAAAAGCUUUCAGUUAUAGUACAUCCCUUAUUCAACAUGAGAAAACCCAUGGGAGAGAAAAACCCUACAAGUGCGCGGACUGCGGCAAGUCCUUCAACCACAACGCACACCUCACGGUGCACCGGAGGAUCCACACGGGGGAGCGGCCGUACGCGUGCAAGGAGUGCGGCAAGGCCUUCAGCCAGAACUCCUCGCUGGUGCAGCACGAGCGCAUCCACACGGGCCACAAGCCCUACAAGUGCGCGGACUGCGGCAAGUCGUUCUGCCACAGCACGCACCUCACGGUGCACCGGCGGAUCCACACCGGGGAGAAGCCCUACGCGUGCCAGGACUGCGGGCGCGCCUUCAACCAGAACUCGUCCCUGGGCCGCCACCGGCGCACGCACACCGGGGAGAAGCCGUUCGCCUGCAGCGUGUGCGGCAAGGCCUUCUCGCGCACCACGUGCCUGUUCCUGCAUCUGAGGACGCACACGGCCGAGAGACCCUACGAGUGCAGCCGCUGCGGUAAGGGCUUCCGGCACAGCUCGUCCCUGGCGCAGCACCAGCGCAAGCACGCCGGCGAGGGCCCCUACGACUGCCGCCAGAGGCUGGCCUUUGAGCCCACGCCGGCGUGGCCGGAGCCCCCGACCCCUGGGGAGGGGGCUCCCCGCAGCGACAGGCCCUUCAGGUGUGGCCAGUGCGGCAAGUGUUUCACGCAGAGCUCGCACCUCAUCCGACACCAGAUGACGCACACCAGGGAGGAUCCCCGAGGCCGGGGUCGGCGGCGCCCGCAGCCCUGCGGCCAGAGCCCGCACCUCGGGCGGCACCAGCUCGGGCCCACGGGUGAGAGCCCCGGGGCCGGGACGAAGGCAGGGCAGCCGGGAGGCAGGGCACUGGCCCUGUUUGACAUCCACGAAAUCAUGCAAGAGAAAAACCCGGUGCACGUUAUUGGGGUGGAAGAGCCUUCUGUGGGCACGUCCGUGUUGUUUGACAUCAGAGAAUCCCCCUAGGGGAGAAACGCUGAGGAUGACUUUUGAACCACAGGUACCAAAAUGUGUCUUUUGUAUGUUGGGGGAAACAAACAACAGGAUAACCUAAAUUUUGUCCCCAUCCCAAGCCUGCCCAUCAGACCCUCCUUGGCCUGGGGGAGUGACUUCUGAUUUGGCGUCAAGUCACCAGGCUGUGCUGGGGGGCUGUGUGAACGGUGUGACUCACUGUUCUGUUCUCAAAGUUCGUCUGCCCCAUCUCAAGCACGGCUCCCCACCUUGCUGGGGUCUCUGCUGGAAGACCUUCGGAAGACCUUUCAGCUGUCAAUGCCCAGGAAAGAGAGACGUCUGAGGAAAUGGUUUAUUUGUAUACGAUGCAGAACAUUCUAACAUGACCAUUUUCAUGUCCACGAUUGGAAACUUCGUCUGGAUCAUCUUUUUGCUUUCCUCCAACUUUACUCCUCAGGAAAGCAAAGCCUUGUGACCUUUGUCUAUGCUGUUCUUGACAUAAAGAAGAGCAUUGUGUUCGAGAUGUGAUCCUUGGUAUCUCACAGCAGAAAGGAUGUAAAAACCAAGGACUUAAACCUGCCUGCUUUCUAACCUACAGUGAAAGAGCGAAAUGCCCAUCCCGCCGGGACACUAUGUCGUGUGCUCCAGUUAUACAGCACGGUUGCCUUUUUUUGUUUGUUUGCUGUUCCCACUGCAGCUGAGUUCUAGUGAAGUUAAACACAAACCAUAAACAUCAAAAAUUGGAAGGAAGGAAAGUUGGUCAUGUUACAUCUCAGCUUGUGGCAAUGGUUCCUAAAAAUAUCCACAGAAGGAAUGUUGGAUUGGCAGAGCGUCAAGUUGAAUGGAAGAAGCAUCAUCGUGGAGGGCUACAACAGCGGUUCUAAGACCUCUGUCACAAUGACUGAGCAUCAGAGCUCUCACUGCCGAGGCGUGAUGGUUGAGUGUCAGAACCCCGUCAGAACUUCUCGUGUCCGUUUCUGUUCUUGGGUGCUGUGGGUGUCACAGCCGGUGGGGUUUCCAUCCCAGCAGAGCUGGCCUCCGGGACGCUCAGAGCCAGCCUCGCCGCUCACCUCCAGAGGUUCCACAAGAGCCCUCGAAGCCUCGCGUUGGCUUCUCUGCACUCCCCUGCCCUCUGGGCUUGUCCUCAUGGACUUCCCUUGUCGGCUCUCACUGUCACGACACCUCUGUCCUCGUGGCUUAGCCUGCACCGCCUGCCACUUCAUUCUUAGCCAAUAACCUUCUAUGUCCACGGCUCAGAAAAGGUGUGUUUUCAGACAGGCAGUGCCUGACAGUUCUGUGAGGUGGUGCCAUUUUACAUGCAAGGAAAAUGAGGCACAGGACAAAAGGAGCCACGGCCAGCUCGCACAGCUAGGAGCCGGCACGCGAGGUCAGCAUCCCGUUAGCGGUGUCUUAAGCAGAUCAGGCUGCGUCCUCAGGGCCUCAGCUACGGCAAAGGCACUGUCUUCUCUCCCACCCCGUCCCUCAUCGCAGGGAGACUGCUGCAGCCUCAGCGGCUGCGUCCGCAGUCAGGACUGGAGGACGGGGGAAGGGCAGGCCUGUGCUCAUCUCUCCGGUGAGGUUUCAAAGAAAAGCCUUUCCCCGAAGCUUCCGGCCGGUGCUCCUUAUGCCUCAUUGGCCCAGCCUGGGUCACAGGGCGCCGCCUAACGACGAGGGCGCUUGGAAAGCCAGUGUUCGGCUUCUCUAACCUCGGGGGCUGAGACUGCACCAGAAGGAGGUCUCUGGAAGCAGGUAAUGGAUAGGCAGCUGGCAGCACCCUCAGCCCUCCUGCUCCAGUCUCUUCUUGGGGGGAGUCGCUAGUGCUCCCCGAUUCCUGAUCAGAUGCCGCCACCGCCUCUCGGCUCCGCCUCUUCAUCCCCUGGAUUGUUCAGCCUGCUGGCCAGGCCCCCUUCCCUGUAACGCUCGGUCCCCCGGCAUUCUGGAACACCCCACUCUUCCAGAUCCCUUCUACCUCUCGAGGGGCUUCUGGCCCUCCCCUCCCCUUCCCUCUUAAAUGUUGGGGUCCCUGGGGGGCGGUCCCGGAGGCCCAUCGCGUGCUCCGCUCACUCGCGGACGUCCUCGUCCACACCCAUGGCUUAGGGCUGCUCACGCCCACAUCUUGGUCUCUGAGCUUCAGGCUGGAACAGCAGCUGCAUGCUGCUGGGCAGCUCCCCUAGAUGUCCUGCAAAGUCCCAAAACACAGCCUACCUGGAGGGAAAGGCCGCUUUCUAGGCCAAACCUGUUCCUCCUCCGCUGGGCCCUUUCACGGGGAUGGUUGCCACCCGCCACCCCAUCCCUCAAGCCAGAAGAUAGAUAUCCUGUUGGUUUUACCAUCUCAGCAUCUCAGCUGUCUUCGUUCCAUUCCGUUCCCGCUGCCACCGCUGGUGCAGGAUGGCCACGAGAGGGGGAGUGACAUGACACCAAGUGGCCUGGCCACCAGAGCCCUCCCCACUUUGGACUUUACCUCCUCACGGCCCCAUCAGCGGUGUGGGGUGCAGACUCGGAAUGCUCCCACUGUUCGUGUGCUCUGAGGAGGGGAGACCCCGCGGUAACUUCACAGCUCUGGACAGCUUGGAACCCAGGCCUGCGAUUGCCCCGUUCCCUCCGCCUUGGCCUGAAAAAUGGCAGCUGCCGAAGGGUCAUGUUUCCACAGUUCUCAGAGUGGACACUGGGUGGGCUGAGGCUACAGUGGCCUCACCAGGUAAGCCUGGAACAAGCUUGUCACCGUUGCCAUUUGCCGCCCUCUCCCGGGCACUGCAGAUCUUUGGGAAUUUUCCAUUUCUCUUUUCGGGUCACGUCUUCUAGGCAUCAUAUCCCUACUAAUUUCCUUAAGAUGCUUUGAAACCAAGUCAGAUAAGAAACUCCUCAGGGGAAACUUCUGUAAACUAGGGAAAAUAUAUGGUUUUAUCAGUUUGUCAAAGUAAUGCAAAUUCUUUGUAGCAAAACCUGUAAAAUGCCCAAAAGUAAGGUACACAUAAGUAUAUGGAGGUUUGUUUAAAAUUUAAUUCCUCAUACUUCCACCAUCCAGAGAUGGUCAUUACCUUAAGAUUUUGUUAAUUUUCCUUGUAAUUUUUUCUGGAAAUAUACCUGUGUGUAUACAUAGAGUGAACACUAAACCUUAUACACACAACAAAAAUAUUUAUGUGUAGCUAUCUUGUGUUUAGCAAAUUAGAAUCCCUUCUGUUUCUCUUGUAACGUGUACUUCUCACUCUACCUUGAACAUUUUCCUCUGAAAAUGGAUUUCAUGUAGCUUUUUAAAUUACCUUUCAGGAGGAUUGUAACAAUGUGACCUCCACCCAGCAUCUUACCAGCCUUGACUUUUAUCCAAAAGGGGGAGGAGGGUUUCAUACACAUUUCUGAAGGAGUAUGAAUUGAUACAGCCUCUGUGAAGGGCACUUUGUUGGUUGCUAUCUGAAUUACAGACAAAGACUUUGUCUCAGCAAGCCAGUUGCUGGUAAUGAAUCCUACAGAUACAUUUGUACCCGUGCAAACUGUUUGUAUGUAGUUUUAACCGUGGUAUUGAUCUCAAAAGUGAAAAUUUGGAAACAACCUCAGUGUCCACCACGUGGAACUGGCUAAGUGAUUUAUGGUGGACUGGUUGGCUUUUACACAGCCCUUAAAAUGGGGACUGUCUUUAUGAACUGCGGAGAAGAGCACCGAGAUUGUUAAGUGAAAAGGUAUAAAACGGUUUGUAUGGUAUGUUUCCAUUUGUGUAAAGAAGAAGCCAUUGCUUAUGCACAGACAGACACACACACUCUAUCUGAAGGGUACAGAGUGAACAUACGUACUGCUAUGCUAUUUGCUCUUGGGGAGGAGAAG
Physeter macrocephalus (sperm whale) is the source of this 7834-nucleotide messenger RNA. Its product is annotated as neurotrophin receptor-interacting factor homolog. NCBI's taxonomy places the organism in Eukaryota, Metazoa, Chordata, Mammalia, Artiodactyla, Physeteridae. The record is from RefSeq and is a predicted model, not a curated record. The transcript is spliced from 12 exons. Gene Ontology annotation, biological process: regulation of DNA-templated transcription. Gene Ontology annotation, cellular component: nucleus. The coding region runs from base 341 to 4033 and encodes 1230 amino acids.